AAACAAAUAAAAAUUAUGUUACUUGAAAAUAAAAUGAAUAAAAUACUUUCAUAACCAAAUCAAUUAAUUAAAAAUGGUCUCUAGUGAAGAAGAACCGGAAACAAAGCAGGACGACGCUUUAAAAUGGGACGUAGAUAUGGAGAUACAAUUAUUUUACGCUAUGGCCAACCAUAAACCAGUUGGUAUAAACAAACACUUCCAAAUGGCCUGUAUAUGGGAGAAAUUAUCGAAUUCAGUUACCAAAGAGAUAUCAACCCAAGAUAUAUGGAAACACUUAGGCAGUUUAUAUGAUUUUACGAUGUUAGACGAAGCCGAACCUAUACCGUUUCCCAAUCAUGAAAUUACAUUCUGUUUGCCCGAAAAUGAAUUUGGCGCUUUAAUGAAACAGAAAUCGAAGGAGGUUUUGGUUAGUGAAGAAACUGAAGAUAAAGAUGGACGAAGCCCUUCUCCUAAAUCAACUCCGAGAAGCAACUCUAAAGGGACUGCUUCUAAAGACAAUAUGUCUAAAGGUACUCGGAAGGACAGCAUCAGUGCUCUUGCAACGAAAACACGUAAAGAAAGCGGCAGCUCACACGCGUCUACAGAUACGCCGAGUAUUAAGUCUGAAAAAGAAUAUGAUAGGAGAAGAGAUUCACGCGACUCGAAUGCGUCCGGGCCAAGGGACGGCUCGUCCGGCAGAAAGUCUACCUCGCACAAGGAUAAAACGCCCAAAUCUAAAAUCAGCUCUAUUGCUGGUCAGUCGAAAGUCUGGGAUUCCCCUCAAUUAGAUGAAGAGACCGUUUCCAGACGAGGACGGCGCCGCGCUAACACAUCGACGCCACCUUCAACGACGCCGGCCAAACGUCGCCGCACUUGACACAAGCUCACACAUACAUACCAUCAUUUCUUCUAAUACACAACCCGGUCAAAAGGCAAUCGGAAACAACCCGGGCAAAGGGGACUUAACGCGGGUGCCGUAGUCUGCCUAGUCUAGUAGUCUGCCUAUGUUAUUUUUAAAACCAACUACCGAGUAUAAAACAUUAGAAACAAACCAACAUUACAUAAAUGGUGACGGAUACUCAUCAUUGCAAAUUUUUUUUUAAUAAAAUUGUUAUCGGUUCCAUUCUGUUGUUGGAAAUGAUUUCUAACAUAACAAUAGACAAUUGGAGACCAAUAACCAAACGAUCGCUAUUUUUGUGUAAUAUGAUGUAUAUUUUUAAGCAAACAGUAAAAUCUAAUAUUAAAAAUUUUUUUAGGACCAAUAACAACGCAUCCUGUCAUCUGUGACUUAUUUAUUGGGUAUAUAUAUCAGGACUUUUUGGCGGGAACGCGAGCAGUGAAGUUGUGUGAUUUCGUUUUAUUUUGUCUAUUUAGUGUUUCUUCAGGUUUAAAUGUGUAAU
Messenger RNA from Bombyx mandarina (wild silkworm), 1379 nucleotides. It is a transcript of the gene MrgBP, whose product is annotated as MRG/MORF4L binding protein. Gene Ontology annotation, biological process: regulation of transcription by RNA polymerase II. The record is from RefSeq and is a predicted model, not a curated record. NCBI's taxonomy places the organism in Eukaryota, Metazoa, Arthropoda, Insecta, Lepidoptera, Bombycidae. Gene Ontology annotation, cellular component: NuA4 histone acetyltransferase complex; nucleus.